ACAGAGCCAUUGCUGCAUGCUCAAAUGGAAGAGGAUGACAUUCAUUACCUUUCCGGGAAGCCGUUUUUCCAUCUGCGUCCCCCCGCCAAAUUCAUUUCGCUGCUGCCCAGUGCAAGAGUUGGAGUAGUUCUCAGACAUGGUGGCAAGAACUGGAACAUGUCUUACAUUGGAGACUGCGGCCUACCGAGGUUUGACAGCAAUUGGAAAGCAUUUGUCCUAGAAAAUGAACUCAAGAUUGGAGAUGCUUGUGUCUUUGAACUAAUGGAAUGCAGCCGUACAAACCUCAGGUUCAAAGUUCAUAUCCUGAGGGGUGAUUUGCCACCUGAAUUGUUAACAAAGGUCAAUUCUCGUGGUAAGACAUCAGAUGCUCCAAUCGUGCUCGAUUAG
Molecule: messenger RNA, 387 nt
Organism: Olea europaea var. sylvestris
Lineage: Eukaryota; Viridiplantae; Streptophyta; Magnoliopsida; Lamiales; Oleaceae
Product: B3 domain-containing protein Os06g0112300-like
Exons: 2
Molecular function (GO): DNA binding
Source: RefSeq, a predicted model, not a curated record